CAUGCAUAAAUCACACAGUUCACGUGCCACGUGGACUACACAAGAAGGCAGUUUCCCCAAAAUAACGAACCAACCGACUCUCUCGCGCGCCCCCCCCCCCUUUCCCGCCUUUUUUCAUGCAUCGCGUGGGCUCCGCUCCACGUGUCCGACUCCCAUCCCUCCUGAACUCAACCCGACCCGGCCCAAUCCGACGGCCCAUCUGCUCUCUUCUCCGUCUAUAUACAACGAAAUCGGAAACCCCCAAUUUCCAGGUUCCAAACAUUUUUUCCCCCCUGUCUACGUUCUUCUUCUUCUUCCUCUCAUUUUUGUUUCAUAGAUCAUCAGCCAUGAAAGCAGUUCUGUUGAGGACGAGCUCGAACAACAUCCACCCGCCGGUCUGCCCCGCCGGAUCGCCGGCAGGUUCCCCCAAGGUCUCCCUCCAUCGCAGCGAUUCCCUCACCGGAAUGUUCGCCUGGGACCCAAACGCGCACAAGAAAUCGAUCCACCUGGAGAUCGCCAGCAGCCCGCGGCGGCGGCAAGGAUCUUCCUCCACCACCAUCACCAGGUCCAUGUCGGAGAGCGACAUGGUCAGAUCCGAAUUCGGCGGAGGAAUGAAAAAGAGACUCCCGCAUUCAGCAUCCCGAUGCUCCCUCUCCGCCGUGGAGGCGGCGGCGGCUGGAUCGCGGCGGAAGUUCACGAGGAAGGACGUCUACGGGGUGGGGAUCGCCGCCGCCAUCCCAAUGGAGGAGUAUGUCGAGGAUGGGAAUAAUAAUGGCGGGAAAGACAACGGCGGCGGAUUCGGAGGAAGAGGGGAGGGGAACGGCGGCGACGACGAUAAUAAGAGAAGGAUGGCUGAGUAUUACGAGCAGAUCAUUAGAUCGAAUCCCCACGACGCCCUCCUCCUACGCAACUACGGCAAAUUUCUGGACGAGGUGGAAGGGGACGGGAAAAGAGCAGAGGAAUACUACGGAAGAGCAUUACUGGAGAAUCCAGGGGACGGGGAGGUGUUGUCUCUGUACGCAAACUUGAUAUGGGAGAACUACAAGGAUCAAGAACGAGCUUUCACUUACUUCCAUCAGGCUGCUUCUGCCUCCCCUAACGAUUGUAUGGUGCUAGGAUCCUACGCACAUUUCAUGUGGGUGUCGGAAGACGAGGAAGCAGAAGCGGCCGCAGCAAACCACAAUCUCAGCGUUACUGGGGAAGCUCCACCACCACCAGCAGCAGCGACAACAACAGCAAGGCCAGCCAUGGUUCCCGCAUUCUAAGACUCAGAACAGCAAGAUUAAUUAUCAGUCGAUCAUCAUCGUAAUCAAAUCAAACAAGCUUCCUGGGCCAGAGAGGGCUUGAUUACAAUCUAACUUUCAAUAAGCCCCCAGCCAGGAAUACCAACCCAAGAAAAGCUGAGACAAGUUUAGAAGAAACAAAAUAUGUUCAUAUACAAGUUCAUGUUACAUGGAGAGAUGAGCGGCCACUUCUUUGUUGUGCUGCUGUGUUUUGCAGUACUGGUGAGAUGUAAUAUAGAAGGACAUGAUUACAGGAACCUACUGCAUCAUCUUGUUCUAUCUUUCCUGUUGAUGUACAGUGUAAUUAACUAAUUACCUUGCA
This is a messenger RNA of Linum trigynum, 1584 nucleotides long. The record is from the annotation of a GenBank genome assembly. NCBI's taxonomy places the organism in Eukaryota, Viridiplantae, Streptophyta, Magnoliopsida, Malpighiales, Linaceae.